This is a messenger RNA of Pochonia chlamydosporia 170, 1194 nucleotides long. RefSeq lists its product as hypothetical. The coding region runs from base 1 to 1194 and encodes 397 amino acids. The transcript is spliced from 2 exons. Lineage: Eukaryota; Fungi; Ascomycota; Sordariomycetes; Hypocreales; Clavicipitaceae. The record is from RefSeq and is a predicted model, not a curated record.
AUGGCGGUGACGGAAAUGAUCAAUGAGCCUCACGACCGACAAACACACCGGCGACGGCCCUUUUCAACAUGGGUCAAGAAAUUGACCAAUUUCAAGUCCUCGUCCGACGGCAACCGCCCCAAGCGGCACAUGAGGAUGAAGCGGGGACAUAAGUUGAACAACCCUUAUCCUCAGUCUGGUCAUGUCAGUCAAAACCACGGAAACGACGCCGAUGAUGCCGCCAAUGGCACUGCUCGGCAAAACACGAACGGCGAUAGCUCCUACUCUUUCACCACUGCCCGAACCGGAAGCAUUUCGUCCGUCAAUCAACCCGUCCGUAGCUCCGUCGAAGGGCAAGCCCCCGCGACGGCUGGCUCGCACAGCAUGGCCGGGACCGUGUCAACGGAAAAUGAAGGACCUCGAUCUCUCGCCCCUAGCCAUGGGGGAGCCAGCUCGCUUGCGGGAACGAGUCGCACCAUUGGCGGUGGCAUGGACGGUCGACGGGGUGGUGAUAGCACCUUUUCGAGCCCUGCACCCUCGGUUCGAUCUCUGACUACAACUCUGACUACGAUUCAGUCUGUGGCUCCAAAUGGAAACACGCCAUAUGUCACGGCACCACAGAACAGCAACUCCCAAUCCAUACAGUUUAGCCAGCCGUUUCCGACCGCAUCUCCCGCCUCUGCCAUCCCGUCGCAUCUAGCACCGACGAGCAACCCGACGACAUAUUCAACAGCAACCGCCAACAACCUGUUGACCGACAACGCCUCCAUAUUGACCCUGGCAUCGUCAAGCAAGCGUCGCCGCCGUCGCUCCAUGGAUACUGACGCGUCGGUCCGCGCAUUGGCUCCGUCCUCGCUCUGGGGAGGGAGUCGGGAAAGCCUCCCACUCAGUGUUCUUAGUGCCAACAUAGAUCAAGGAGGCAUGCCCACGACUCCGGGAAUACCUGGUAGCAGCUCACGGGUUGGGGCGGAGCGAAAUAGCAUCUACUCGUCUACUGGCGUUGCCCCGGCCCUCACCAGUGAGAGAAACAGCAUUCUUGCCAAGCAGGGCGACGGGGCCAGCAUUCGUAGCGGGCGUUUGGGGCAUGGACGGCCAGAUAGCAUCAGUGGAAGCAUUGCGGCCGGGAUAACUAGCCCGUUGGCCAGUCCGAGGGAGGAAAUGGAACAGAAGAAGGCGAAGGAAGAUGAGAUCGCUGCUGGAGCCAAGGAGGAGUAG